GCAGACGGUUGAGUAGCUCUGGCAUGCCAAUGGGGGAGAAGACGCAUCACACACGUGCAUUGUAAGGAGUGUAAGUUGUCAGCCAGGGAGGCUCAGGAAGGGAAGGCGCUCGGAGGCAGAAAGCCAGCAGAAAGCAGCCAAUGAGGUUGAUUGAGGCCAUCACAGAAGUUGCGCGAUGCUUCUCUGAUUGGAAUUCAUGAACAGCUUGUCAAUAGAAACCUCAGCAAUGUGUGGUUCAUGAUUCGACGGGCCAAGGUCAAGGACGGUUUUGUUUCCAUACGGGUGCAUAACUGUUGUGGUAUAGACAGGGAGGUUGUGAACUUUGGGUACACAAGGUGGCCUGGAGGAGGUUGUGCAAGCAUUGGGGGCUUGCACGCCUGCAGCUCCGAGGGUGUGGUGACGAUGCAAGUAUAGUACAUUGCCAACCUGCAAAGUGGGCUUUGUAGAAACAGAAUGUCUACCAAUGACUUUGAGGGUUACAGCUUGCGGCUGGCAGACAAGCAUGGGCAACCAAGGAGCAUGCUCGCUGCUUCGUUGGAGAAAGCCAGCAGCUUCCUCGCAUCCAGUCCCUCUGGCAGGGUGCGUCUGCAGUAUUCACGAGAGCUUUUGCUAGAGCUCAGCACCAAGAAAGAGUGCAACGUCUGUCCAGCGGAAGUACCAACUGUCCUGAGAAAAGAUUAUACUGGACCCGGUGCCAAAGAGGACGAAGGCAUCCUCAUUCAAAGAGGCCCCCGAAAUACACCUGUAAAGGGAGCAGACGGCGAGGGCCGGUCCCCCCAAGAGAAUGGCCCUAGCUCUUGGCAACAUGAACGCGAUCGCGAUGCCUGGCGGCCUACAGGGAGGCCGCGUAGCUUUGAAGAUGAGACUGCGCACAUGGGUGGGAGGGGGCUUCAGCGGGGGGGCCCAGACAGAGAGAGGGACAGAUGGGACAAAGAGCGGGGCGAAAAGGAGAUUGGGGCAGGGCCCCAACGGGGCAAUGGGCCUCGCAAUUUCGCUGAAAAUCAUCGGCCGAUAAACCCCCCAGGCUUUGGUGGGGCGCGCUGGGGGGAAACCCGAGCAGGGCCAGGGGGGAGGUUUAGGCCGGACGAUAGGGACCGAGAGGGGUACAAUGGCCCGGGCCGCUUCCGAGGAGAUGAGGGCGGCCGCGGUGCUGGGCCCGGCCACCACGGUCCCGGGGGUCCUGCUCGGCCACUCUGGGAUCAUCCCUCAGGUCGGGACCGAGGGCCCCCAGGUGCAGGAGCCUCUCGCCCAGGUCCAGGCUUUGACAGAAGAGGGCCUUCAGAUGACAAGAGGGGCCCCCCUGCAAGGCCGACUGGCGGGAGUGACUGGGACACCGACAACUACAAAGAUGACGAGACGUUUGGAUUUGAUGACCCGAAGCAGCAGACCGGGACGGAGAAAGAGGAGGAAGAGAAGAGGCGCCGAGUCCAAUUCGAGAAGGAGUUUGAGGCGAUGCGGCAGGCGCGCCACAAGAAGCCCGAGGCCGCCGAGGGCGAGAACACGCCCAGCAAGAAGCACGACGAGGACGGCAUCUGGGACACCAACCUCAGCUUCGAGGAGUCGUCCACCACGACCACCGUCACCGCGGGGGGCCAGGUGAACCGCCGCACCGUCACCUCAACUUUGACCGGGCUGCGCGCCCCCCCCGGCUUUGGAGGGGGUGCCUUCAGAAAGGGCGAGGACCUGGCCGGGCCCGUCACGCCACGCACGCCGAGGGCGAGCGAUGGGGACUGGCGCAUCAACAAGCGCGUGGUGACUGAGGAGAGCGUGGAGCCCGCGAAAGACAAGACACCCGCCAAAGCAGCUGAAGCAGGGGCGGCGGGAGCGAAGGAAGGGAAGAGUGAAAGCAGCUGGCUCAAGACCCCGGGGGGGCCUAGCCUGCUGGACACUAUCUUUGCGUCAGGGGACAAGGGCGCAAAGGAGACGAAAGACGAGGAGGGGAGCGCGAAGGAGGGGAGCGCGAAGCGGGGGGAGAGCCUGGUGCUCAAGAACCUGUUCAAGAACGCGCACAAGAAGGUGUUCCCCGGGCUGGCAGAUGACGACCCGGUCACUGAAGCGGUGUUGAGCGACCGCUGGGCCGAUGCUGUCGAGGCAGAGGAAGCUGAUGCCAAAGCGUCCAAGUUCGCUCGAUGGUUUAACUCGGAAGAGCCCCGGCCUGCCAGUACGCCGGGUGCGGAGGCCCAAAAGGAGGAAAGCGUGCUGGCAUCGUCGGCCCUCCUAUCAAUCCUUCAGAAGCCUUCUGCCUCGGCACACUCAGAAGCCGCCCCAGCUCAAGGGGGACCCGCAAACCCGCUGGAUCUCCUGUUCCCCUCGUCGACUGGGAGCGCCCCAAAGGCCAUGCCAGCGGGCCCAUCCCUUGCUGAGAUCGAGCAGGCUAUGCAGAGCGCCGCAGGCGGACAGAAGAACGAAAGGGGCAGCAGCGGAGCAGGCAAGCAAGGAAGUAGGCCCACCGACGACCUUGUAGGGACACCAAAGCAGAGUGUCGGGGGCCUGCAAGAUUCGGCGCCUGAGAGUAAGCCGAAGGCGUCGAAAGCGGAGCCGGGCGGUGUGGCGGUCAAGGGGUUGCGGGAUCUGGUCGAGCAGGAGAAGCGGAAGGAUCGAAAGAAUGCCUCGGGUGGGGCCCUGCUGGGGCCUCUCGAGGACGUUCUGACUGGUAAGCCUGGCAACGGGGCCGGAACGGACGCGAGAAACAGGGCCCCCGAUGUACAGUUAGCAGAGCUGAGAACCGGUAAAGAGAACGAUGCGGGGGUGCCAGCCGGAGGGGCAAAAGCGGACUGGGCGGCAGACGGAAAGGCUUUGCUGUUUGGGGCCCAGACACAGGCGCCGGCGUCCGCCCCUGGCGGGAUGCUGGCGAGCAUCUUUGGAGCGGGGCCCGGGCCCAAGCCUGCGGGAGUGCCGGGCAAGAAAGCGGACGCACCUGUAUUCAUGACCCUGGAAGACAUUGAGAAAUCAUUGCUGGAGGAGGCGGGGAAGCCGCGAGCUGGGGAGGUGGCCAAGCCCCCGCCGGCGACUGCGGCGCCCACUCCGUCCGGGAAAGCAGACGUGGUUGCAUCGAUGCACCUCUUGUCGCUGCUUAAGAAGGGGCCGCAGACCGGGCAGCCUGCCGGGCCCAUGGAUGCCGGGCCUACGGAUGCGGAGCCAGAAAGCAAGGGGCCCGGUGGAGCAGACAGCAAGACCUUGACGGGAGCCGCCAAGGGUGGCAUCAACGGGUCCUUUCUGGAAGAGGGGGGUUGGAGCUUCCCCGAGGGUGAGGGUCCGAUGAGCGGAGCCGCUACCUUCUUCGGAGGUCCGGUGGAGAAGUCGAAAGCGGAAGUUGCUGGAAAGCAAGAGGGCUUGAGAGAGACGGGCAGAGAUGCGGGAACAAGGCCGCAGGCGACGCGCGAGGGGGAAUUCGUGAAUGGGUUUGGGGACGGCGUGCAGGAUGAGCCUGAGAUGGUGGGCGACCUGCUCAUGCGGCGCCACCUGGCGGGACACGACAUCGGGGCCUCCCGCUUCGUCCAGCUGGAAGGCCAGAGCGAGGUGGCGUUGGCAGAAGAGAACAUGCACCGGGUGUCCCGUUUGGGCGCUCCUGAAGGCAGUGGGUGGCGGGGGGGCCCCCCCGGCCCCUUCUACGGGGCCCCGCAAGCCCAGCAGCAGGCGCCCCCGGGGAUGGUCCCGCCCCAGGCGAUGCACCACCUCCAUCAGCAGCACCAGCAGCUGCCGCCUCACCUGGCGGGCCUCUGGCCGUACGGAGCAAACGGGGGCCCGUUCGGCCCGGGGCCCCCCUCCGGGUCCUUUUAUGGUGGAGAUCGCGGCCCAUACGCGGGCGAUGACAGGCAGAACCAAGUCCUGGAGCGGCAGGGCUCCGGAGCCAGCAACGGGCCGUCGCAGGGGGGGCCUUUCGGGCAGCCGCAAGGGCAUGCUGGGGGCAUGCAAGGCCCCCCGAUCCCUGGUAUAUUGCCGCCCUAUGCGUUUGACCUCCGGGGGCUGGUUCCCAUGGCGGGGCCCCAAGGCAUGCCGCCGCAGUUUGCGCACAUGAGUGGGCCGCUGCCCGGUGCCUACAUGCGCCCACUCUUCAACCUUCCGUACACGCCGGAGGGUCUGCACGGAGGAGGGCCGCCGCAGGCAAUGUAUGGUCCCCCCAGCAGCCAAUCAGGUCGCUCGGGAGAGCAGCAGCUUGGUCGUCCCCCGCCAUCUCAGUUCUUGGGCGGGGGUCCGUACGGCUCGGACUUUUGGGGCGGGGGUCAGCCAGGGGGCUUGAGCUCGGGAGAAGGCAUGCCUUCAGCUGCUCGGUAGCUGAGCGUAACGGAUGCAAAGCGGGAGCUCAGCAGGUCAACACCGAGGUCCGUGUCACAAAGGUAGUCACCGGGAUGAGGGCCUUACCAUGUCGCCACACGCCGGCCAGCGGCAACGAUUCUCAGGCGUUUGACAGAUGGUAUGCUCUAAAGGAAAUGCAAAAGCUUGGUGGAGAAUUUCGGUCGCAUUCAUCAUG
Molecule: messenger RNA, 4471 nt
Organism: Klebsormidium nitens
Lineage: Eukaryota; Viridiplantae; Streptophyta; Klebsormidiophyceae; Klebsormidiales; Klebsormidiaceae
Source: the annotation of a GenBank genome assembly